Messenger RNA from Scheffersomyces amazonensis, 1507 nucleotides. RefSeq names its product carbamoyl-phosphate synthase (glutamine-hydrolyzing) (gene CPA1). Gene Ontology annotation, molecular function: carbamoyl-phosphate synthase (glutamine-hydrolyzing) activity. The coding region runs from base 121 to 1416 and encodes 431 amino acids. The transcript has a single exon. Gene Ontology annotation, biological process: 'de novo' pyrimidine nucleobase biosynthetic process; L-glutamine metabolic process; L-arginine biosynthetic process. Gene Ontology annotation, cellular component: cytoplasm; carbamoyl-phosphate synthase complex. NCBI's taxonomy places the organism in Eukaryota, Fungi, Ascomycota, Pichiomycetes, Serinales, Debaryomycetaceae. The record is from RefSeq and is a predicted model, not a curated record.
AGCUAGAAAAAUUUUCAUCCAUAUAUAUUAAUAUUCGUAGAAUAACUUAAAUUCAAUUCUUAUAUUCCUUCUUUUCAUUUUUUAUUAAUUAGACUAAUUCAAUUCUUAUAAUUUUAUAAUAUGAUUCACGCCAUUAAAAAUCUUGGUGUCAAGAAUAAUUAUAUAUCAGCUAGAUGGUUAGCAACUAGAGCUAAACCAUUUACUAAUAAGACUUCAUCAUUAGAUAGAGCCACAUUAACUAUUAAAGAUGGACCAGUUUUUAAUGGGUACUCCUUUGGUGCCAAUAAAAAUGUUAGUGGUGAAGCUGUAUUUACUACUUCAUUAGUUGGAUAUCCUGAAUCUAUGACUGAUCCAUCAUAUAAGGGACAAAUUUUAUGUUUUACACAACCAUUGAUUGGUAAUUAUGGUGUUCCAUCAUCUACUCAAAAGGAUCAAUAUAAUUUAUUAAAAUAUAUGGAAAGUGGUGAAGUUCAAUGUAUUGGAAUUGUUGUGGCUGAUGUUGCAUUAGAAUAUAGUCAUUGGACAGCUGUUGAAUCUUUACAACAAUGGUGUCAAAGAUCAGGUGUGGCUGCUAUUAGUGGUGUUGAUACUCGUCAAUUAGUUAGUUAUUUAAGAGAUAAAGGUUCUUCAUUAGGUAGAAUUACUAUUGGUGAAGAAUAUGAUGCUGAUGAAGAUGCUGCUUUUGAAGAUCCAGGUUCAAUAAAUUUAGUUCAUAAAGUUACAACUAAAGCUCCAUUCCAUAUUGCUUGCCCUCCAGAAAAUUCAAAAAAUAUUCAUAUUGCAGUUCUUGAUUGUGGAGCUAAAGAAAAUAUUUUAAGAUGUUUAGUUGAAAGAGGUGCUUCAUUAACUGUUUUCCCAUAUAAUUAUCCAAUUGAUAAAAUUGCUAAUAAAUUCGAUGGUAUUUUCAUUUCUAAUGGACCAGGUGAUCCAACUCAUUGUUCAGUAACAACUGAAAAUUUAAGAAAAACUAUGGAUAAAUAUCAUGAAUUACCAAUCUUUGGUAUUUGUUUAGGUCAUCAAUUAUUAGCAUUAGCAAGUGGUGCUAAAACUAUUAAAUUAAAGUAUGGUAAUAGAGCUCAUAAUAUCCCAGCUUUAGAUUUAAUUACUGGUAAAUGUCAUAUUACUUCUCAAAAUCACGGUUACGCAGUUGAUGUUAGUACUUUAGAUAGUAAUGAAUGGGAACCAUAUUUUACCAACUUAAAUGAUUUAAGUAAUGAAGGAAUGAUUCAUAAACAUAAGCCAAUAUUUUCAACUCAAUUUCAUCCUGAAGCAAAAGGUGGUCCAUUAGAUACUGGAUUUUUGUUUGACAAAUUCUUUGCAAAUAUUGAGACAUACAGAUCAAACAAUGGAUUGAAUUUAAGUAAUAUUGAUAAUAGUUUAUUAGUUGAUAUUUUACCAAAGGAAAGAGUCGUAUAGGGAUUUUUGAUAUAAGAAAAGUAAUAAAAUAAUUUAAUUUAAUUUAAUUAGCCAAUGUAAAACUACAGUCAUAUGUAUAAUACAUUCAUAU